AUGGCUGUUAAUAGUAAAAGAAUAACUUUAAAACGAACCAGACCAAACCCAUUAUUUCAAAAAUGGCUUCAGGAGCUACAGGAUGAGGCAAAGCUUGAAUCGAACAGUUUAGAAUAUUCGUUGGAUGAAGCUAUCAGUUCAUUAUCUAAGUACCCUUUACCGUUAGAAACUGGCGCGGAGUGCGCUAUACUUAAAGGUUUCGAUAAGAAACUAUGCUCUUUCCUCGAUAAGCGUCUACAAGCAUAUAAAAAAUCAAAUAGUGAUUCUUCCAAAGUUACUAGCACAACUCAACCUGAACUAGAGUCAAUAGAUAUCAGAUCUAAAAAAGCCAAAAACAGUUCUAAUACCAAAGAUGAUUUUGAGAAACAAGCUGCUAGAAAAAAAAUUAAACGCACCAAGCUUACCACUGAUGUGCUCUGUGAAACUGAUGACUUAUCUGAUAAUGAAGUACAAGAUGUUCAAGAGGUAUCCCAGAGUAAUGAAGCAAACGAAUCUCAAAAAGAUUACUGUUCUAAGUUAGUUCAAACUAGCUACAGCUCUCUAAAUACUGAAUUGGAAAAAUCAUUUAGAGCAAGGCAAAGGAAAUUAAAAUACAAACCUAUUUUCAAGUCUGGUAGUUAUGCUAUAGUGAUGGGUCUAUGGGAACAUUCAGUAGUAAAUUCAAAGCAGGGUAUUAGUAAGAUGGAUUUGCUGCAAUUAGCCCAUAAAUAUAGCGAGAAUUGUAUGAAAAAUGCUUCAGAUGCUUUGCAUAAUUUCUUAUGGGCAAAUAUGAAUAACCUUGUAUCAAAGGGCCUAGUGAUCAGAAAGAAUGGAGAAACACCAGUAUUUAAAUUGACAAAAUUAGGUAUUAAAACUGCAAAGAUACUGUAUAAAGAAUUCAGAAAUAGACAAACACCUAAAGUUACAAAAUCAAAACAAUCUGAAGGAGAGGAUUCUGAUCGAUCUAAUUCCAGAAAUAGCGAUGACACUUGUGAUACAGAGGUUGAAGAUGUAAUUGAAUUUGAACCUGAUUCAUAUGAUAUUAUUUUAUAUAUUGAUGUUAAAGAAACUUCUGGAUUAGCUAAGAAGAAUGAUCCUCUGACGCUACAAUUGAAGAAAUAUCCUAAUCUUAAAUUUGAGUUUAGAUCUUUGAGUGUCGGUGAUUUUGCAUGGAUAGCACGGCACAGGUUAAAUAAAGAGGAAUUAGUGCUGCCUUAUAUAGUUGAGAGGAAAAGAUUGGACGAUUUAGCUAAUAGUAUAAAAGAUGGUAGAUAUCGUGAACAGAAAUUCAGAUUGAAGAAAAGUAAAGCUAAAGUUAUUUACUUGGUUGAAAAUUAUGAUAGUAGAUAUGUUGGUUUGCCGUAUCAGACAUUGAUGCAGGGAUUGGCUAAUACAAGGAUUAAGGAUGACAUUCAAGUGCUUCGAACGGAUUCAUUGGCGCAAUCUGUUAGAUUCUUAGCCAUCCUGUCGAUGAAAAUAAUUAAUGAAUAUCAGAAUUGUUCUGUUAAGGGUCACCACAAAAUGGCGGAAGGCGACUUGUUGAUGACAUACAAUUACUUUAAAAAAACUUUGUCAAAAAAUAAACCUUUGACUUUAAGAUAUACCUUUAUAAAAAUGCUGUUACAACUACGAGGAUUAACAACAGAUAAAGCUGUGGCUAUAACUGCUAAGUACGGUACGCCAAAAUUAUUAAUGGAUGCAUAUGAAAAUUGUGAUAAAAAAAAAGGAGAACUAUUGUUAGCUAAUAUAAAAGGCAUCAGUAAACGUAGUGUAGGACCUUGUGUCAGUAAAAAACUGUACAAAUUGUUUACAAUGAGCGAAUAUAAAUAA
Molecule: messenger RNA, 1809 nt
Organism: Danaus chrysippus (African queen)
Lineage: Eukaryota; Metazoa; Arthropoda; Insecta; Lepidoptera; Nymphalidae
Source: the annotation of a GenBank genome assembly